Molecule: messenger RNA, 3015 nt
Organism: Phytomonas sp. Hart1
Lineage: Eukaryota; Euglenozoa; Kinetoplastea; Trypanosomatida; Trypanosomatidae
Source: the annotation of a GenBank genome assembly
AUGCUGCGGUACGAGACGGCCCUCCGCGAGCUCGCGUCCUGCGACCCGGCCGAGCCCCCGACGGAGUUCCGCAUGAUUCAGGUGCUCCAACUCUACGACUGCGUGACCCGGCGGAUUGACGAGAGCCUUUCGCCGUAUCUCGCGGAGCUUCUUCGGCUGUUUCGUAUCGAGUUUUGCCGCGGGAUUUUCUCCCGAAACCCGAUCGGCGACGACGAGGGCGAGGGCGUCGGUGCCGCCGGCGAGGGGGAGGUCUGCACUUUUUUCGAUCAAAUCAACUCCCUGCUCAGCGAAAACACGCAUCUGAUGCGUGAGCUAAAGGUAAAUGGCGCCGAGGUGAAUAUCAUCGAGCUGAAGUAUGAGGUGGAGCGACUUCGGGGGAACAUUAAGCUGUGCGAGAACGAGAUUGAUCGUCUCGCGCGUCAGAACUCCCACAUCACGCAGCAAUAUUGGGAACUUUUUGAUAAAACGACCUCCGAGAAGGACGCGCACCUUUCCCAGGUCGACUCCCUGGAGAAGGACCUUCGGGCGGUUGGGGUUGAGAACAAAGAUCUCCAACUUCGUCUGUUUCGUCUUCGAAAGGAGGUGACAGAUGGAAAGGCGAAGUUGUUAACCGAUCAGUACCGCCAGCUCAGGAAUUCCAAAAUGUCCUGCCUCACAACGCUUUUCUCCGAAAGUGAUGAGCGGGUGAGUAUUCUCGUCCUGCUGAGCCAGCUGGAGUUCCGCCUGAAUGAGGUGUUGGAUCGGUACGAUGAUAAAUACGUCAUGAACGACGCCGAUCGCCCCUCGCAAGUCGGGAUUCAUCAAAAAAUGCAGGAAGACGUGGUGGUGCUCUUGGAGGAAAUGCAUCUCUGCGUUCAACAAUACCGGCGGCUGACUUGUCAACCGACGGAGCACUCCCCGGUGGCGCCCGCGAAUGUCAGCCCGCGCUAUUCCAUCCAUCGCCACCCCCAACAUACCGAUACCACCCUGGACGAGACCGACAGCUUCCUCAUGAUGCUUUUUGACUUUAAAAUCUACCACAACUUCAUCUCGCGCGAGAUUCUUCAACAACGCGGGAUUAGCCGCGGCGGCGCGGGGGGUCUGGAGGAUCUUUCGCGGUCGCCCUCGCAACUCCCCGCCAUGCACGGGCCGUUUAUUGGCUCCCUUGCCCUCGACGGCGUUUCCUCCGGGCCGCGCGAGGGGUUUCUCGCGCGGCUUUUGGAGGCCAAAGAAGGGGAACACUACGGCGGCGAGAGUCGAGCUUCGCACCUCGUCCUUCCGCCUUUUGACCACUCCCACAAGGAGGAACAUGGCGGGAAUGCGAAGGCGGACUUCAUCUUCGCGAGCCGCGACGCGUGGAUUUCGCGGAUGCUCGGGGGGAUGGGGGAUGCCCUCGUGCACCCCUCAGAUGGGCUGCGAUGGAAGCGGCCGAACAGCGAAGGGGUGAUCUCGCCCGAUGUCCUUCUCCCGCGCCUGCUGCGGCGUCCCUUAGAAGAUUUAUACCCGCGAAAGUUCAUCUCCGGGGUGGAUAUUUUCACCGGGUCCGUUCCGAUCCAACAGCGGCUGCUGUGCAGCCUCCCCCGGGUGGAUCCUUCCCUCACGAUCCAGAUCCCCAAACACGCCAAUUUCAUCAAAGUCAAGUACAAAAGCACCCUCCCACUGCGGGAGGCGGCCUACGAGGACCCCGGCGUCGAGCCGGCGGAGAUCCCGCCGGAGGUCUCGUGGGAGGACGAGCGAAACGAGCCCCCCGCCGGGGGGGGAGGAGGGGGAGGGGGACCGCAAAAUCCGGACCCCGCGCACCCGUCCAUUCGGCUCAGCACCACCGUCCUGAGCGCGCCGGCGACGCUGAAGCCCCGGCCCCCGGGCCCCGGCCGCUUCGCCACGCCGAACCCGCCAUUUGUCAAACACGCCGCGAAGCAAAUCGCGAAGUGGGGGCCGAAAUGCCGAUUCAAAGAGGAGCCGGAGAGCGAGGAGGUCAAGGGGGAGGAGGUCUUUAGCGCGCCGGAUGAGUUUAGGGUCUUCCGCGAGCUCUGCGAGCAGCCCUUUUCCAAGGGCGCGGUGGGGAAACUCACCACCCGCACGACUGGGAGCACCACGACGAGUGUGUUGAUCUCCUUUGAGCGGCUCGACCCGCUCUCGCCGAACCGCGCGCCGGAGUGGUCGCUUUAUCAGACGCUUUUUGGCGGGUUUCGCUCGCUGAUUCCGCGGGUGCUCGACCAUUCCGUGAUCGACCACAUUUUGUUAUCCACCUGCGAGCGGCAUUUUACGCGGAUGGAGUGCCGUUAUAUGAAUUGCCUCAAAGAGUCCGACUCACGGGCGAUGAAUAGCCAAAUAUUGUUGAUGCUGGCGGAGCGCUUUUUUCGCGAAUCGUACGAGCUGUCCGAUUUCCAACGCUCCCUCGCGGAUGAGCUUGAGGCCCGCUACUGCUUUCCCGAGCUGGUGGCGAAGACGUUUUACGAGAUCCUCUGCUUUCUCGAUGCCGCGGCCGCGCAAGACGCCUUGUAUAGCCUUUACUUGGAAGUCAUUCGCGGAUUUGUCUCGCCAACGCACAUUCACUUCGCCUGCUAUAUGCUUUUUAACAUGAGCUACAGCUGGCCGUCGUCGGAUCCUUAUCAGGUGGUGAGCAAGGACGAAGCCCUGGCGAUGCUACGCUAUCUCUAUCGUAAUGCCGAUAUCAUUGUUCAUGUCGACGUCCAUGAUAUCCUGAACGAUUACGAGCGAAUGUCGCGUACGGCCCCGCUAACGUUGAAUUAUAUGCGCAGCUAUAUCGCCUCCAUUAUUCUCCAUCAGGAGGAGACGAUGCUUUUGUAUCUUCAGGGAUUAUUCCGCUCUUGUUGUAUCGCGGAGGACCUCCAGAAACUCACCUACGACCACUACUCUAGUGUGUUUUUUAAACACUGGAACGAGAAGUCGACCCAAAAUGGAAUUGUAAGGUUUUUAACAACCACACUUGGAUUUAACAAAAGUGCCUACCUGUCGAGCGAUGACUUGGCAUUAGUGGUGGCUAGCUAUUGGGCAUCAAAUUUACUUUUAUAA